AAAUUCUGAGACAGCACCGAAACAUCUCAACUUCUACUAUCGCUUCUGCUGUUGCUAUGCCAACGUCAUGUUGUUAAUAAACAGCUGUAUGGAUGUCUUUUGCAAUAAUAAUUUUGUAUUUUAUGCAGUCUGUUAUUUAAUUAAGUUAUAGUACUGCUUAUGUUUUUGUGCUCCUCUUAAUUUUCGUCGUACACUGAUUAAAUUGCAUAUUCAAAUAAGUGGCUCAUUAAAAAAAAAAAAAAAAAAAAAAAAGAAAUUGUGCAUAUUGAAGUAAAUGGAAAUGCAGAAGCGUCAGAAUUUGAAAGUAUCUUGGAAAAAUGAAUUACAUCACCUUGCUGCAGCAAAUUCAAAAGUUGAUUCUUUUAAUAUUUCAAUGAGAAAUUUAAGAGACUUAGCUGAGAAAGAAGCUAAAUUGGUUCAGUGCGCAGUGAGAGAUAUGGAAGAUAAUUUGAUUGAUCCUGAUUAUAUAUUAAAACUAACCAAGAGCAUUCACUCUUCAGAAGACAGAAGUAUUACUGAUUACAUCAACAGAAACACAGAAAUUCUUUUAAAUGAGCAUGCUGCAACUGUCAGGCAGCAAAUGAUAGAAGAUACAAAAAAGGAAAUUCAAAAUGUAAAUGCUGAAGUCAUAAGUGAUGCUGAACAUCUUGAGGGGGACGUUGCAAAUUUUUUGCAACUUAUCCAGACUAGUUACGAGUCCUCCUCUGCUAGUUUAAAAAAAGUUGCUGAUUUAUCAAAGGAUAAUUAUAAAAAAGUUGAACUGAUAAGUGAAACUGAAAGCAGAUUAUUUUGCCUAAGAAGUGAAGUUCUUGAAAUGGAACAGGAGCUCUUAGAAUGCUUAAUGUGCGCUGUAUUUGUGGACAUAUUGUCACCCACGAAAAAUGAAAGGAAACCUUUUCCGAAAUCUAAAGAAUUUUUAAGAAGCUUUGGUCCAACAUGUGAUACUGAGUGUCUACAAAUACAAAAGAAUGUAUUAGAAGAUUUGCUUAAAUCAAGAGACUCGAUCGAAGCAGUAGAUGUGAAUAUUAAAGUGGAAGAUGUUUGUAAAGUAAUCGAGCGCCUGAAAGAGAGCAAUCUCUCCGUAGUUCAUAACAGUCUUUUCAGUAAAAGAUCAUCUGCCGUUGAGAAAAAGGAAGUUAUGAUGGCAAAAGAAAAGCUGCUACAAGAAUUGGAAAUGUGGAAUCAAAAGCUUGCUCAGGCUACUGAAGAAUUAGAAACUGAAAAGAAAAUUUGUAAAGAAUUAAAUGAAAAAGUGAGUCAUCUCGAACAAGAAAGAACUAACAAAGUCAAAUAUCGUGAAAACGAAAUGGAAAAACUAGCUGGCUUGUAUAAACUUUGCACCGGAAGUGAAGCACAUAUUGUUGACCCUGAUUUAAUGAGAACUGCGAUUAAUCACUGGAUAGAAGAGCUUUUAAAUGAAAUGGGGAUGUAUCCUCUCAGAAAAGUAAAAGAAUGUAUCAAAGUUCUUGAAGCAGAAAAGAAACUAAGUGAACGUAAAGCGGAAGAAGCUUUAAGAGCACAGCGCCUUCAGCAAAGAUUACAAAGAAAUGUUAAGCUUUCUACAAAGAAGACCAAGAAAAAGUAAACUUUGGAGCCCCGGCAACUUGUACCUAGGUUUAUCCACUUUGUAGAACUUUGCUUUAAAUAUUAAAUGAGUUUAAACAAUUAAA
Molecule: messenger RNA, 1670 nt
Organism: Stegodyphus dumicola
Lineage: Eukaryota; Metazoa; Arthropoda; Arachnida; Araneae; Eresidae
Source: RefSeq, a predicted model, not a curated record